Messenger RNA from Populus trichocarpa (black cottonwood), 2580 nucleotides. RefSeq names its product serine/threonine/tyrosine-protein kinase HT1. Gene Ontology annotation, molecular function: protein kinase activity; ATP binding. Gene Ontology annotation, biological process: protein phosphorylation. The record is from RefSeq and is a predicted model, not a curated record. Bases 1046 to 2167 code for a protein of 373 amino acids. Lineage: Eukaryota; Viridiplantae; Streptophyta; Magnoliopsida; Malpighiales; Salicaceae. The transcript is spliced from 4 exons.
AUGUUUGAAAACUGUUUGUCUCUGAUAAAAUCUUUGUGGCAAAGACCAUAUCCUCCGAAAGAAGAGAAAAUAGUUAAGAACAGAAAGUGGUGUCAGAUGGUGAAUGAUGCGCCACUUGUCCUAUCAAGGGUUGCCCACCUGUAAAUGCCACUUGUGUGUGGUACAUAAAUAGUAGUAAUUUAAAGAUGGAAUCUAUCCUAAAGUCCGAGUUUUUCAAUAUCCUAACAUGGGGAUGCAAGGAUUUGCUUGAAGAAGUGGAGUAAUGAUGUUUUUCAAUCAGGAUCAUCUGAUCUCAUAUGAUGAUCGAAACCCAAUCUCUGCAACUGUGGCCACUUAGCAUUAAUGAUGAUAAAAAGGAAACAAGCAAGGAAGACGCAGCAGAAACAGAGGAGUUGGAUUCUGUCCAGAAAAAAGCCCCCCCCCCCCCUCUCUCUCUCUCUGCUUCUAUAGCUAUCUCAAGAAACUAAAAGGCCUUUUCCUUUACUUUUGAACGGAGCAGUCACGAGACCCCCCUGAAAUAUUUGCUUUGAAUUCAUCAAUCUUUCCACUGCCAAACGACCUAAUCUCUUGACCCUGCCGUGAAAACCUCUCUUCUCUCUCUCUUUUUUUCCUUUUUUGCAACAAUAACACCCCUGCAUUUUCAUGAAUUUUAUCUUUUCUUUACUUUCCAAUUCUUCAUGUCAUGAAACUCCAUUGCCUUUGCUUGUUUGUUUUUCGGUAGUUAUAUUCUCUAUUUUCAUCAUGGAAAGUCGUCAUUUGACUGGUUUUUUCAUGUACUAAAAAACCUGAUGAAUGGGUGCAUGACUGUUUCUUGUACUGUUUUUGAUCAAUUCAUGAAAACCCAUUUUUCUUUUUCAAUUUUCUACAGAACCCAUGUUUUUGAAUCAGUUCAUGCACUUUCUAAAAUCAAUUCACACUUUCAGGAGGAAAGCUCCUUUUGAUUGUUUGUUUUGACACACUUUUUUUUUUGCGUCUUUCAAAAAAAAAAAAAAAAAAACACCCUAUCUUUGGCGCUAAUAUCAAACACAACAAGUGAGGUUCUUCAAUGGCGAGUUCAUGUUUCCAUGCAUUUCGACUUCGAAGAUCGAAGAGCAAACCAUUAAAAAUCUCUUCCUCGUCAAAAUACCAUUCGAAUUCUGAAAUGGAGAACUUGGAGAGGAAGAGAUUUGACAGUUUGGAGUCAUGGUCAAUGAUUUUGGAAUCUGAGAAUGUAGAGACUUGGGAGGCACCAAAGGAGGACCAAGAGGAAUGGACUGCUGACCUUUCGCAGUUAUUUAUAGGCAACAAGUUUGCCUCUGGAGCUCAUAGUAGGAUUUAUCGUGGAAUUUACAAGCAGCGAGCGGUUGCUGUCAAAAUGGUGAGAAUUCCAACCCAAAAGGAGGAGACUAGAGCUUUCCUUGAACAGCAGUUCAAAUGUGAAGUUGCUCUGCUUUCGCGUCUCUUUCAUCCCAAUAUAGUGCAGUUCAUUGCAGCUUGUAAAAAGCCACCCGUGUACUGUAUCAUCACAGAGUACAUGUCACAAGGAACUCUGAGGAUGUAUCUCAACAAGAAAGAGCCAUACUCACUUUCGACAGAAACAAUUCUGAGAUUGGCUCUUGAUAUAUCACGAGGAAUGGAGUAUCUUCAUUCACAGGGAGUCAUCCACAGAGACCUGAAAUCAAAUAAUUUGCUUCUAAAUGAUGAAAUGCGGGUUAAGGUUGCUGAUUUUGGUACAUCAUGUCUAGAAACACAGUGCCAAGAAACCAAAGGGAACAAGGGAACCUACCGCUGGAUGGCACCAGAGAUGAUCAAGGAGAAACAUUGUACUCGGAAAGUUGAUGUGUAUAGUUUUGGGAUUGUGUUGUGGGAACUAACUACAGCUUUGCUUCCCUUUCAAGGAAUGACCCCUGUGCAAGCUGCAUUUGCUGUAGCAGAGAAGAACGAGCGGCCUCCACUGCCUGCUAGUUGCCAGCCUGCACUUGCACACUUGAUAAAGCGCUGCUGGGCAGCCAACCCAUCCAAGCGACCAGAUUUCAGUUACAUUGUUUCUGCUUUGGAGAAGUACGAUGAAUGUGUCAAAGAGGGCCUUCCUCUUACUUCACACUCGGGACUUGUCAACCGGAAUGUCAUUCUGGAACGCUUGAAAGGCUGUGUAUCCAUGAGCUCAUCUGUAACUGUACAUGCUUAACUCCAAUUCAAGAUAAGGCCAGAAAACCAAGUCAAAACCAGGCAGGUUAACUUAUCUCAAGGUGGGUCACACACAAAAAUGGGAGCAAAGAUCAGCUGCGAUGUAAUUAGCUGCUGAUAAAGGAGGUAAGGUAAAUGUGGAUGAGCUUCUUGUUGCUUUGUGGCCGUCGACUCUCACCGAAGUAUUGACUGGACUGAUUCCUACCCACAGAGAGAGUCAAUGUGUAACAUCGUGUCAUAGAUGGAUAGAUACUGCCUUGAGUAUCAUCGGGUCUUGUUUUACCAUUUCCAAAAUCAAUUCAAACUUUUGAUUCCAAUUAACAAACACGCUUCAAAAAUGACUGAGAGCCACUUGCUAUGACGACUUCAUGUAUAAUUUAAUUAUAAGAAAAUGUUUUGAAUACUUUCUGUUUU